GCUGCUCACCACCAGUCGCUAGACCCAGGCUCACCCUCUUCGCCCCUGUAAUCCUGAGAGGAGGAGCUGCCCCUGACUGCCCAUCCUCACCCAGUAGGCACAGCUGGAUUCUGGUGCCAGGGCUGUGCACACACUGAUGGCUGAGCGCUGCCUAUAACACAUCAGAGAGGACCUAGCCUGCAGGAGCCAGCUGAUCAGCCAUGGUGUCAUGGAUCAUCUCCAGGCUUGUAGUGCUAAUAUUUGGCACUCUGUACCCCGCGUAUUACUCCUACAAAGCUGUGAAAUCGAAGGACAUUAAGGAAUAUGUAAAAUGGAUGAUGUACUGGAUCAUAUUUGCACUUUUCAUGACAUUAGAAACUUUUACAGACAUAUUCCUGUGCUGGUUUCCAUUUUACUAUGAGCUGAAAAUUGCUUUUGUGGCCUGGCUGCUGUCUCCCUACACGAAAGGAUCUAGCCUUCUUUAUAGAAAAUUUGUUCACCCAACAUUAUCCUCAAAAGAAAAGGAAAUUGACGAGUGUCUCAUCCAAGCAAAGGAUCGCAGCUAUGACGCCCUGGUACAUUUUGGCAAGAGAGGUCUGAAUGUUGCUGCCACAGCUGCGGUCACGGCUGCCGCCAAGGGGCAGGGAGCACUGUCAGAAAGACUAAGGAGCUUCAGCAUGCAGGACCUCUCCACCAUUCGUGGUGAUAACCCCUCAGCCUCUCCAGUCACCGCAAGGACAACAAGCAAAUCGACCAAGGCUAAGUUAUCCCGAAGCGCAACGCAGGGCAGCGAACCCUCAGUGUGUACGUGUUGCUCCUCUGGAAAAUUCAUACGAGAGGUGGAUCAGUGUGAGACAACCAGUGACACAUCCUAUGAGACACAGGAAAUUAUUUCAGAUGAAGAAGAUGAUGGUGGAAUUGUUAUACUGAAGCAGCCCCCUAUACACAAACCACCACGGAAGAAGGACCGACCUGUUGAGGGGAUAAAGAGUGGAGACCACUGAUGUCAUGAGCCCCAGUUUAAUCAAAAGGACUAGCCUCCGCCCAGAGUCCAUAAGCCUCGAUUCAGGAAGAAAAUUACCUCUGCCUCUAACACAGAAACUGCAUGAAUGCAGCCAACAUCAAGAACCACAGAAUGUCUCUUCACUGCCUUAAAGGAGCAAUUUGCACCAUGUGACAAGGUGGCGCUAGAAUUCACAAAAACGAAACAAAUCAGCCAUGACUUCCCCCGAAUCCUUUACCUCCCUCAUCAUAUCUGUCAGUGUUCAGCUUUCAGUACGCAGCUGCUUGAAACUGCUCCAAGAACCUAUGAAGACAUGAGCUUUCUGACUGAUUGUGAGCCCUGCUGGGACCUUGCAGCCCCCUGAGCCUACGACGUGGAAGCUGCCGUUGUCCUGAGCAGUGCCCGUCCGCGUCCUGAUGCCCAUCUUAAGUAUUGGUUUAUUGAUGACAAUGAAUAGCCAUGUGUGUCGGAAAUCUCUUCUCUGUACCUGCUACAUCUUUACUUUUUGUUUGUAUAAAUUAUGAUUGUCUUUUUUUAUG
This is a messenger RNA of Bufo bufo (common toad), 1521 nucleotides long. It is a transcript of the gene REEP1, whose product is annotated as receptor accessory protein 1. Gene Ontology annotation, molecular function: microtubule binding. Gene Ontology annotation, biological process: endoplasmic reticulum tubular network organization. The record is from RefSeq and is a predicted model, not a curated record. The transcript is spliced from 10 exons. Gene Ontology annotation, cellular component: cytoplasmic microtubule; endoplasmic reticulum tubular network; endoplasmic reticulum membrane. Lineage: Eukaryota; Metazoa; Chordata; Amphibia; Anura; Bufonidae. The coding region runs from base 201 to 983 and encodes 260 amino acids.